AUGAAGAAAAUGAUUGUGGAAAAGCAGGCAAGACAUCUGUAUAUUUGUGACUUCCACAAAAACUUAAUUCAGAGUGUGAGAAAUAGAAGAAAGAGGAAAGGCAGCGAUGAUGAUGGCGACUCACCAGUGCAAGACAUCGACACUCCAGAGGUUGAUUUAUAUCAGUUACAAGUAAACACACUUCGAAGGUACAAAAGACACUUCAAGCUACAGACCAGACCGGGACUUAACAAAGCACAGCUCGUUGAAAUAAUUGGCUGCCAUUUUAGGACAAUUCCAGUGAAUGAAAAGGACACCUUAACAUAUUUCAUCUACUCUGUGAAGAAUGACAAGAACAAACCAGAUCUAAAGAUGGAUAGUGGGGUUCAUUAGACAGAAAAAGUUGGGACUGAGACUCAGGCUGCAAAUCAAAAGACUGAGGGUUUUUGUUGAUAUGCAAAAGCUUUCUUUGUAACUUUUUUUUCCUCCAGAGAGUUUGUCUCUUAUUUUUCAUAAUCUUGCUGAUUUGUUUGAAAAAACAUCUCUUAUGAAACAA
Messenger RNA from Haliaeetus leucocephalus (bald eagle), 535 nucleotides. RefSeq names its product Sin3A-associated protein, 30kDa (gene SAP30). The record is from RefSeq and is a predicted model, not a curated record. Lineage: Eukaryota; Metazoa; Chordata; Aves; Accipitriformes; Accipitridae. Gene Ontology annotation, molecular function: transcription coregulator activity; protein binding. Bases 1 to 372 code for a protein of 123 amino acids. The transcript has 4 exons. Gene Ontology annotation, biological process: regulation of DNA-templated transcription. Gene Ontology annotation, cellular component: histone deacetylase complex.